Molecule: messenger RNA, 2475 nt
Organism: Sugiyamaella lignohabitans
Lineage: Eukaryota; Fungi; Ascomycota; Dipodascomycetes; Dipodascales; Trichomonascaceae
Gene: CHL1
Product: Chl1p
Exons: 1
Coding region: 1-2475 (824 amino acids)
Biological process (GO): nucleobase-containing compound metabolic process; establishment of sister chromatid cohesion
Cellular component (GO): nucleus
Molecular function (GO): DNA helicase activity; DNA binding; ATP binding
Source: RefSeq, a predicted model, not a curated record
AUGACGGGGAGAAGAGGGAGAGGAAGUUUAGGUCAGGUUCAAACGAGCAGCGUACUAACGAGACCAGCCCAGUCGGAAAGUGACAGCCCAGAAUGGGUCAAGAAACGUGUGAUGGAAAUGAAAAUAAAAGAACAGAAUGAGCGAAUUGAAAAGUUCGAGACAUAUCUUGCAAGAAUUAGAAAGAUUGAAGAACAAGAGUAUGAAGCUCAUGUCAAAAACAAAGAUAAGAAUCACUAUUUAAAGAAACGAAAGCCUGAAAGUAAAAACUCAGUCAAACAAUCAGAUGAUGAUUUUUUAUUAGAUGACUAUGAUAGCGAUACUGAGAGCAGUUUUCCGCCUUACGACAGCGAAAGCGGAAUGUCUAAAGAAGUUCAAAAUCUACUAACAGCUCUGUCUGGACCUAGUACUGAAGACUCAAUAGCCACAGAAUUGGCAGAAUUUAACAAGGUAAAAAUAUAUUUCACUUCUCGAACACACUCGCAACUGAGCCAAUUUGCGUCUCAAUUGCAGCUGCCAAAAUUCAGCCCAUCAAUGGCUGGCUCGAGUGAUCCGAAGAAAUGUUCAGAGAGCGAGUCUACAAAGGUUGUCCCUCUAGGAUCUCGAAAACAACUCUGCGUCAACCCAAAGGUUAACAAAUACAAGAAUUCAGUUGGUUCGCAAAUCAAUGAUGCUUGUAUGGAUUUACAAAAGGAAUCUGGAGGAGGAUGUGCGUGGCUCCGGCGGGAACACAAUCCCGAAGACAGGGUACUUCUUAAUAAAUUUCGUGAUAGAACGUUGGCCAAGAUCCGAGAUAUAGAAGAUCUGGCCGAUUUGGGUAAAGAAUUGGAAGUUUGUCCUUAUUAUGGCUCAAGACAUGUGGUAGCCAAUACGGAAAUCGUAACUUUACCGUAUCAGCUGUUGUUGCAAAAGUCGUCUCGAGAUGCUCUUGGAAUUGACCUGGAAGACUCGAUUGUCGUCAUAGAUGAAGCUCAUAACUUGCUAGAUACAAUAUCGUCACUCAAUUCCAUGGCGGUCUCCGUUACUGAAGUAAGAAUGGCUCAUAAAGGCUUACAAAUUUACUGGAAGAAAUUUGCUAAAAAGCUAAAUUCAAGAAAUAGAGUGUAUUUAUCGCAUACAAUGAAGAUUGUUGGGGCACUGGAGAAGUUCAUGAUCGAAUGCGAAAAAAAACCACCAAAAGAAGUCGCCCUUGGCACUGAAGUCAAUCCCGCCAAGAUCUUUGAUGAGUCUAGCACAGCCGAUCUUAUCAAUACUUACAAGUUAGAAAAGUACUUGAGGCAGUCAAAACUUGCGUUCAAGGUAGAUGGUUAUUUAGAGAAACUACAGGAUGAUCUUGAAGACAAGAACAAAGAAAAGAGCGCUACGAAGAUUACUCAACCAGGAACUGUAUCUACAGUCAAGGUACCGGCUAAACCACUGAAGAGGUUGCCUAAAUUGUUACUUUCAAAAGUGAUAUCGUUUCUUCAAGCGAUUACAAAUAUAUCGUCCGAGGGCAAAGUAUUCUACUCGCGAGUUGCACAAAGCAAAGAAUUCCAGUUACAGUACCUGCUUCUAGAUCCUAGUGAGCAGUUCAAAGAGGUAGUGUCAGCAGCUCGUUGUGUUAUUCUCGCCGGUGGCACAAUGGAGCCAACUCGUGACUACCUUGAUUAUUUAUUCCCAUUAAUUCCUCGCUCUGAAAUAGAACUGUUCAGCUGUGGACAUGUGAUUCCGGACAGAAACUUAAUUGUAUCGACAAUGACUCAACAUGGUAAUGUUGAAUUUAACUUCUCAUUUGCAAACAGGUCAUCUGUACCUAUGAUUGAUGAGCUUGGUUCCGCCAUUCUGAAUCUCACUAAAACCGUCCCUCACGGAAUGAUUGUCUUUUUCCCUAGUUACCAGUACCUGUCAAAUCUAGUUGAAAGAUGGAAAGCUACAAAUCUUUACAGCCAGCUGAAUUCAAGUAAGAAGAUCUUUCUUGAACCAAACGAUUCCCAGUCAAUUGAAUCAAUGUUAGGGGAAUACUCCCAAGCAAUUGAUAAUUCACCUUCAGGAGCACUACUCUUUUCCGUUGUUGGAGGUAAGAUGUCGGAAGGAAUCAACUUCUCAGACGAUCUUGCCCGUAUGGUAGUCAUGAUAGGCUUGCCGUUUCCUAAUGCCUUUUCAGCAGAAAUCAUUGCCAAGCGCGAUUUCAUAGAAAAAACGGCACUCUCAUCUGGCAAGUCGUUACAACAAGCACGAGAUCUAUCUCGCGAAUACUACGAAAACCUCUGCAUGCGAGCUGUCAACCAGUGUAUCGGUCGAGCUAUUCGACAUGCCAACGACUACGCAGCAAUGGUCCUUAUAGACACUCGGUACAACUCUCAGCGCAUUCAAUCCAAGCUACCGACCUGGAUCAGAGCCAGGCUUUCACCCAGCACACAAAAUACUCAGACCAAAGAGUCUACGCUCCGACUGCAUAGUGAGUUAUCGACCUUCUUCAGCUCGCACUCUAAGCAUUAG